This is a messenger RNA of Anoplopoma fimbria (sablefish), 7807 nucleotides long. RefSeq lists its product as uncharacterized. The record is from RefSeq and is a predicted model, not a curated record. The transcript is spliced from 10 exons. Lineage: Eukaryota; Metazoa; Chordata; Actinopteri; Perciformes; Anoplopomatidae. Gene Ontology annotation, molecular function: protein binding. Bases 573 to 7502 code for a protein of 2309 amino acids.
UACUUGCUUUGUUUUUAAGCCCACGGGGGUUCACAAGAUAUCUGACACACGGCGCACAUGUUCCUCCUCACUGUACCUGUUUUUUCCACUUGUCAUAAAGUGGCUUUCAACUUGCGAAACCUAGCUGGUUAGCUGGAUGGCUACUGAUAAUGAACUGUUAUGCACUGUCGGACAAUCAGCUAGUGUGACUCCGGCUAACGCUAUCUUGCCAUCACUUCGUGCGCUGACGACAUGACAUGUCUGCAUAACUUUUUGUCUGCCAGACAUUUAAUUGCUGCCAUUUUUUCAUUAUGGACAGCGAACGCAGCAAUUGCAGGCCCCAGAUUGGAGACAAUAGCAAGCUAAGCUAGCUAGCAAGCCGCCGUGGCUGCUAAGCUAAGCUAAGCUGGCUAAAAGCUGUGUUGCCUGGUGCGUGUGUGGAGCUGCACUGAAAACGUCGAGGUGCCUGCACCAUGGAUCAGUUGGAUGUGACAGACUAAAUCACAGCAGCUUGUAACCAACCUUUGUUCCACAACCAAGAUCUGACUGUGAGCGACCAAGACUUUGCACCCCAGCAGCCCAGCUCCAACACAAUGUCUUCACAAUCCAAAUGGGAGAACAGCAGCACUAAAGACGUUGAUCUGAUGAUAACUGAGGAUGGGCUCAGUAAUGGCACCUGUGAAGUUGAGACUAUGGUAGCAUUGCACUGUCCUGGCGACAGUGGAGAUGUUACCGCUGAGGGUGACAAGCUUGCACUUGGCAAUGAUGGCAUGUCAGAGUUUUCAAACAGUGACCUCUCUCUGCCCGAGGUGUGCAUAUCCACCAACAGCAAUAGUUUUGAGGAGGAUAUGAACUAUGAGGUCCAACAAGCCUAUAGGAUAUUCACUGGCUUUCUCUCAGACAAGCACAAAGGGAUCACCAGCCCGUUCCUCAAUCCCAGCGGCCACCAGGAGGCCCAGCAUGGUAUUGGAGGGGUCCGUGGCUGGGGUCAGGCACAACUCAGGCAGUCCAUGUGCUUACGGAGGAUGGAGGAGAGGUUUAUCAACCAAGAGUAUGAGACCAUAACAGAGUUUGUUGCAGACUUCAGGCUGAUGUUGGAGAACUGUUACCGCUACCAUGGAGUGGACCACUGGAUCUCCAAACAGGCUCAAAAGCUGGAAAUCAUGCUGGAGCAGAAGCUUACAUUGCUGUCCAGGACGCUACGAGAGAAGACUACUUUGACAGUGACCUCUAAAGGCCGUUUUGGUGCAGAGGAGGAACGGGGUUCAGGGGGCACCUCAACGAGGAGGAGGCUGGCACCUCGUAGCCUGGCAACCAUCACUGUCGGUGGGCAUGAGUCCAUCAUGGUUCAGGCCCUACGGCUGGAAGAACAACAGAGGGCCAAGGAGGAGAAGAGGCAACGUGAGCUUGAGAAGAAAGAAGCGGAGGAAAUGUCAGCCAAAGAGGUGGAAGAGUGGGAGCAGACUUUGCUGUCCCAGGCUUCCCCCCACACCGUGGACACACUUUGGGAACUCCCUGCUAUAGGGCACUUCCUCUGUCUUGCUCAGACUGCACUUAACCUCCCAGAGAUUGUAUUUUUUGAUCUUGAGCGUUGUUUGCUGAUGCCCCGUUGUAGCCUCCUCCUGUCCAAAAUCAUGUCUUCCCUACUGUCCCCACCCCAGCGGAGGGCCACUCUGCUCCGCCGGCCUGUCCUGCCUUACCGCCGCUGGGAGUCAGAACUCAGGCAGCGGGUCAUGGGCUGGUAUCGAGCUGUUGGUGCCUCACGUGAUCAGCCAGGUCGGGCUCAGCAAUUGGGACUCUGCCACCAGUUUUUCAGCACUCUCGGGGAGGUGAGCCCCUUGGAGGAGAAACCCUUUCACUUGCUGCCCCUCUACCAGCGAGUAUGGCUUCUGAAGGGGCUGUGUGAUCAUGUGUAUGAGACACAGAAAUAUGUGCAGGAUGCUCUCCUGGCCCAGCCCAUCCAUGAAUGUAGGGAGUCUAUUUUGGGCUAUGACGGCAAGGACAAUUGCUACAUACAUUUUCCACAUUUCUGUGGGGCAGACCUGAGAAUCUACUGCCAGAGCCACAGCGCUACCCCAGUUUUCCCUUUCUCUUCUGUAUUGGUCAAAAGAGUUGAUAUCGAGCCAGGGACCGAGGGUGAAGAGUCGGAUGGAAUGAAGGAAGAGGAGGUUACAAGUGACAGAGGGUGUUAUGGAGGCUCAAUGGACACAGGGGAGUCUGACGGUUUUGCGAAGGGGAGAGCAGAGACACUUGGGGUUUUCAAAGGGGAAAUUAGGCAGGUAGAGGAAGAUGAUAAAGUGUUUGAAUCGUGGUCACUGAAGAAGGAGGAGGGGUCUGAAUCAGGGUCCUCUGAUGGAGACUCCUGUGAAGACUCGAAAUUGGACUCAAAAAAACACACUAACUCCUUUUCACACACUAGUCCUAUUGGAGGAAGUGAUGUGGAAAUGUAUUUGAAAGAAGAGUCCGAGCAUCAGUCCAAGCGGCUCACAUCAAAACAGGAGCAGGGCUUCUCGUUGAGCUCAAUACGCACCAUUAAAGCAGAGACACCGGAGCCCUGUCUGAGUGUAGGGGAGCACAGCUACACGGGCAGAUCUCCUGCUCGCUUAGUGAGUCUGGCCUCCCCACACAAACCAGUCAAAAUGGAAGGAGGAAGUCCAAGUCAACAAUACCAAAGGUCUCCCUGUUUGGAUUGUUGUAAAAGUAAAACUAGUACUGUUAAAUCUGAGGAGCAUGACUGCUGCUGUGGCACAUCAGGGCAUGCAACACAGUUGUCUUCGGAGAGUUCUCAAAAUUCCAGUGAAGAGAGGGUGAAUGACAAAAUCUGGACAAAAAAAAAAAAGCGGAAGAAAACUCGAGAGGGGGAACAACUGCCGAGGGUGAAAGGAAACCGCGAUCAGCUGCAGCAUGUUGACGGGGUGAGGCUGUCCUCGGCUGACACUACCAAAUCUGAAGUGCACAGAGUUGCCAGAACGAUCAAAAGAAAAGACAAGAAGAAAAAACAAAAAACAGGAAAAAAGCUAGAACCUUCAAAGAAAAUUAAAGAGGAACCUCCAGUUCAGCCAUCAUUUAAGUUGGUAUGCACCAGUCUUGAGGACUUGCGAGAGCUGAUCAGUAAGACAGAAGAUGAGCUUGAUGACCUGGAGAGCACCAAAAAGAGAUUGGGUCGGUGGUAUUAUAAGAGAGAAGCAGUGAAAGACCUCCACAGCACUCUAAUCAGACUACUGAAUGAGCUUUCACCCUGGGAACCCAAACUUGUUAAGGCCUACCAAAGGAACAGGCUCCGUUUGAAGAAGGAAUUUGAUGAAUUCAAGAAGCACCCAGACUACAAUAACUUUGUGCGUGAGGAGAGUAUUUCAUCAUCAUCAUCGUCCGAUGAUGAUGACGAUGAUGAAGAGACGGGUUUAGGGAAGGAAGUGUGUUCAUUUUCGGAUCAUUACGGAAGAUCAGAAGAGGAGGACCUGGAACACAUGGUUCCCAGAGGUCUUUGGAGUGGAGGAAACACCAGGGAGUUUGUGGCUGAGUCUGCUGGAGAAAGAACAGUGAACUACAAACCUCCCAACCACAUAAAACAACCUCUGGCCAGCACAGAGAAACACGUCCGUCUGCUGCCAAGAAGUCAGACUGGCAGCAGUAACAUUAUUUCGACCCCUGACUCAGGGCCACAAUCUAGAUCUGAGGUGAGACCAUCAAAUCAAUCCAGGGAUUCAGACUCAGCAUUGGCAGCAAGGGUGACAGCCCAGGCUCCUCUGUCACCUAGAACCCCCAUCCUCCAUCCCACCACUGGACUACCUAAGGGCUACACGCCCAUCCCCACCCUACUAGCUAAGAGUGUGGGAAACAAAGUGACCUUAAUGAAAUGGCCUGCUGAUUUUACGGGGAUCAACAUCAUAGAUAGACGGAGCAAAGGGUCUUUGGUCUCCCUGCCUACCUCUACGGUGACUACCACAAAACUUUCAAAAGCACAAAGCUCUCCAUCAAGUUCCCAGCAGUACACGCAGCAAAUGCAGGCUCAAGGACGACAACAGAAGGAAGUAGAAAGACAGCCAGGAAUGGCUGCAGGGACAGCAGCUCUUCCUAAAUCACCACAGACGAAACCUAACCAGGCUGUAACAAAAAAUCCUGUCCAGGUGGUGUACAAAGUAUCUGAGGGGCUGGGUCACCUCAUAAGGAAAGACAGCAGCAGCCCGGUCAAGAUUUCUGUCGUGGAUCAGAACACUGGGGAGAAGAUUAUGCAGAAAUUGGUGAUUCUGCCUUCUAACCUUCUCAUUCACAAAACUGAAGAACAGGUGCCUCCUCUACAUCAACAACAGUCUAAGGUCAUCCCGGCCCCAGUUUCUAAAGUGGCCAGCCCCUUCUGCAUGUCCACCAAUGUGCCUGGGUUCACUAUUUCCGAAAACAGAAUCCCCGUUCAGCAAGUGGCCCCCCUAAAAGAUGCCAGGACAGUGAGAACAUCAUUUUCUUCUGUUUCACCUCUACUGCAACAGGGGGCCCUAAACACAGCAGGGCUCAAGGUAGCACAAGCCUGCGGCCCCCAAGCUAUCACACCUCAAGGUGUCACGCCAAACCCUUCACCCAUCACCACAACUCUUUCUAGUGCAGUUUCUACUGAGUCUAUUAAAUCCACAGACCCUAAACAGGAGCUUAAGACUGUGUGUAUCCGGGACUCGCAGUCCAUCCUGGUAACAACUAGAGGAGGCAACACGGCCAUCGUCAAAGUCCGGACAUCCUCAGACCAUAACGCCCUUGGUUCUUCGCCCACCAGUCCAGUUAUCACCAUCUCACCUCAGUUAAAAGCCUUCCUCGUCUCCAAGACAUCACAGACUCUCUCUCCUUCUGCUCCCUCUCAGACUUCCCCUUGCACCUUCCCAGGAGUAACGAGUAUCUCAGUGGCCCAGGCUCAGAAGCAGAUUCCUUCACUAUUUAAGUCCCCUUCCAGCCUCACAACACCCAUGCUUGCCGCAGUCACUGGUAGCGUUCCUGUUACAGGCCCGGGAAGCCAGACUGCAGGCACUUCUGUGGCUAUGAGUCAAGGCUCCAACACCUCAGCUGUUUCUACAGUUGCAACAAAGAUUGGCCAGCUAGUGCAGACUCCAGCUGCUGGUUCUCAUUUUCACACUUCAUUAGUAAAAAACACUGUUGUUGUCCCAUCACUGAGUAAUACUGGUGGUGUCCAAGUUCUCAAACAAGCAGAGUUCAUCAGCAAGACCGGUAUGAAGCGGGCAAGUACAGAUGAGAGAUCCCAAGUUACUAAAUUCAUCCUUGUUACGCCCUCUUCUUCCUCCACCUCAAAUGUAGCCCUAUCAAAAGGCACACCCUCUUACACAAAAGCACUUCCUAGUUCAAGAGUCAUGUUUAUCAGCCAGCCAACAGCAACAUCAUCCACCACCUCUGUGGGAAGCUCUCCGAAACAGGCAAUGGCAACGGGGGCCAGUGGACAGCUGCUGACCACGUCAUUAGCUAGUCAGACUCUAAAGAUGGGACUAAGCACAGGCCAACCUGUUGUCAGCUCAGAAGCAUUGUCCAAGGUCAAGAACAUCACUCUGCCCUCAGGUGUUCAAAUCCAGUUGUCAGGGAAGACAACAGCCAUUGGACAGACGACGGGUGCUCUGUCACAUUCUCCUUCCAAGAGCACACCAGUGUCUGCCUCAGAUACAGGCCGUCCAACAGCCACCACCACUGGAAUGGUCCCGCUUACAAGUUCAAAUACCAUCACCAGCUCUUCUGCCCAGCUUGCCUCUAACUCUUCUCUGCUCACCAGCUGUCAGCUCCCUUCCUUCACCAUGUUCUCCCAACAAGGCUUUUCCACAUCCACAUCUACUGCCGCCAAUCUGCCCGCAGGAAACGUGAUCAAGAAGGACCUUUGUCCGCCUUCGAGUACACUGUCCAGCAACUCUCCUGCUCAGGUAACUUCUGCUGUGCAGAGAAGCCCAGCCCAGACCUCCACACCCAGUCUUGUCCGUCAUCCUUCAAAUAUCCCAAGUAGCUCUGGUGAGGAAAACACUUCCUUUUUAUCUCCGUCUCAACUAGCUCACAGUAAAACCCAAACACCCAUCUCCUCUGCAACAACCACCAAUAUCCCAAUCGCCACUUCAACUACGGCCACAAUCCAGCAGAGGAUAGUCAUCAACACCUCUACACCUCUUGCUGCUGGCACACAGAUUGUCCUUAACAAUGCACGUUUUGUAGUCCCUCCCCAGGGUUUGGGUCCAGGCAGCCAUGUCCUUAUCAUCUCUAGCCCUGCACCACAACAAGUGCCUACUGCCAGUGCUACCAGCGCUGGUGCAUCAGUACCUCCCCAAGGGGCAAGUCAUGUCCCUGUAGCCCCUCGAGCACCGGUUUUACCCCAAUCCCCAGCCAGGCUGCCUGGUGUGCCAGUAAUAAGUUCUCCUUUUGUAGCAUGCAUACCUGCUGUUGGUCCAUCAUUGCCAGCAACUACUCCAAAUGUCACACCAGUCAGACUAACUGGAAUGCCUGGCCUGGGCUCAACGUGGUUACCCAGUAAGACAAAUGUAGUGUCUGCUCUGCCUAGGCUGCCAGCUACACAGGUUGGUAACUGUGCAUCACCACCUGUAGGUACACCCACUCCGCCAAGGUUAGGCAGUGUACCAGCCCUAGUUUCCCCAGCAGUAACCAGUGCCCCUGCUCUUGACUCAGCCCUAACUACAAUCAGGUUAGCUGCUGGUACAGCCACCCCAGCUGAAUGUUUAUCCACCCUUUCGCCUGCAGUAGCACCCCGCUUGUCCAGAUUGUCAGCUCCUCUAUCAUCCUUGCCUGUUUUAUCCAGCCCAUUACCUGUUGCCCUGCCCAGCCCUGUCAUGCCACCCCUCUCCUCAACUGCAGCUCCUGUGUUAGCAGGCACACCAGCUUUGUAUUCUUCUCUUCCUGCCCAGCAGGUGAUUUCAAUGACAACCCCGGGCCCAGACAGCCAGCCACAGCACGCAGCAGUCGGAAUUGCAGCCCCGUCCACUGCUCCAUCACUGACUUUAAUGCAUACGGGAACACAUCAAGACACCACAUCAGUCAGAAAAACGGUGCCUGCAGUCAUGCAACCAGUGCUUGCUGGCGCACGGACACAGAUAUUGCCCACAGUGGCCGUCCCACCAAUUUUAAGUGUAGUGUCUAGAAUGCAGACGCUGCCCGUUGCUACAGUUCCACCAAUCGGAAGCACUUUCAACACAUUUGAAACAGCACCUGUGAUCACAGCACCUUCAUCCAGCAGCAGUGUAACUAUGACACUAGCUCAAAACAACACGACCCACCCACCUGCAGUUAUGAGCAAUCAAGCUCUUGGAAAGCACGGUAUGCAGACCUCAUCCUUAGGUAUACAUACCAAUGUGGCAUCCAAGCUACUCAUUAGUUCUGAUGGCGCUGUUUUGAACACAGUUCAGUGUCUGGUCAAUCCCGUGGCCUGCCCCAAACCACUGGAUGCACUAGUGGUUUCCCCCAACAGUCCCACUGGAGCAUUACACACACAUGAUUCCUCUUUACAGCCCUCACGGGAAGAAAGAAAGUGUACCAAGUAACUAAGACUGUGCCAGCUAUGUGAGGACUCGGACUACUUUCAGCUGCUUAGUGUUGCCAGGGCUCCUAUCCAUUACUUGUAGUAAUCCUGGGGUUAGUUAAAAACUGCUUUCCAGCUGUAGUUUGACUAGUUACUUACAUUUAGGAUACGGAAGGUUACACCCUUUGGUUAUAUCUUCUUGUAGGUAAACUGUAUGCUCAAUCAGACAUACUGGAAGUGUAUACUGUGAUGGUUUUCUUAAGUGACAACUGGUGAGGUUGCCCUCAGAUGAAUGUUGUAGACUCUUUACUUUUUUUUUUUUUUUUU